AUGUCAGAUACCGCAGGAGCAGCCAUUGUUCCACUCUCUAAGGGGUUCGGAUAUGGCAUCAUCCUCGGCCUGGGGUUUGCUUUUGCCUUGGGUAUGAUUGGGACGACAUGGGCGCUGAAACGAUAUCAUGGAGAAGUUCAAACAUCUGAAGAAUUCUCGACGGCAGGAAGAACCGUGAAAUCAGGUCUCGUGGCCGCGGCUGUGGUGUCCAGCUGGACAUGGGCCGCUACCUUGCUCCAAUCUUCCGGUGUGGCCUAUUCGUAUGGUGUUUCUGGCCCAUUUUGGUACGCCUCGGGAGCCACUGUUCAGAUCUUGCUGUUUGCAACUUUGGCCAUCGAAUUAAAGAGGCGUGCACCCAACGCACACACGUUUCUUGAAGUGAUCAAAGCCAGAUACGGCGUGGUAACUCACAUUGUCUUCCUGGUUUUCGGCCUCAUGACGAACAUCCUCGUAACGGCUAUGCUUUUGACUGGAGGCAGUGCUGUAGCCAGCUCUCUCUGUGGAGUACCCACGGCCGCUGCCUGCUUCCUCCUCCCUGUGGGCGUCGUAUUGUACACGAUGUUCGGCGGGAUCAAAGCAACUUUCUUGACGGAUUAUAUCCAUACAGUUAUUAUCUUGGUCAUUAUCUUCGUGUUUGCAUUCAGCGCUUAUGCCACAAAUGAGGUUGCCGGCUCACCAGGAAAAGUAUGGGAACUUCUUGUGGAUGCUUCCAGACGACAUCCCGUGUCAGGUAACAAAGACGGUAGCUAUCUGACUAUGCGAAGUCAAGAGGGAGCUAUAUUUUUUGUGAUCAACAUUGUCGGCAAUUUUGGGACUGUGUUCUUGGACAACGGCUACUAUAACAAAGCCAUCGCCGCCUCGCCAGUCGACGCACUGCCUGGGUAUGUGAUGGGCGGUCUUUCGUGGUUCGCAAUCCCCUGGCUUUGUGCUACGACUAUGGGACUUGCUGCUCUUGCCCUCGAGAACAACCCCGUCUUCCCGACCUACCCGAACCGCAUGUCCCACGCCGAUGUCAGUGCAGGACUGGUCCUCCCCUAUGCCGCCGUCGCUCUGCUCGGAAAAGGUGGAGCUGCCGCCACUCUUCUCCUGGUCUUCAUGGCCGUGACCUCAGCCUCGUCUGCAGAGCUGAUUGCGGUCUCGUCGAUUUGGACCUACGAUAUCUAUCAGACGUACAUCAACCCCAAGGCCUCGGGGAAGUUCUUGAUCCGAAUGUCUCACGCUGCCUGUAUUGUCUACGCUAUCUGCCUCGCCUCCUUUUCGACCGGAUUGUUCUAUGCCGGUGUUAGCAUGGGCUACCUCUACCUUCUUAUGGGUUGUAUCAUCAGCAGUGCGGUCAUCCCAGCCACUCUGGCGCUGAUGUGGAAGGACCAGAAUUGGCAAGCCGCCGCCGGUGCCCCUGUGCUGGGCUUCGCAUGUGCCUUGAUCGCCUGGCUCGUCACAGCCAAGAGGGAGUGUGGUGUACUGAACGUCGACUGCACAGGCUCCAACAACCCCAUGUUGGCGGGCAACGUCACCGCAUUGCUCAGCCCGCUAGUCUUCGUCCCCAUCCUUACUUUCGCUUUCGGUCGACAGAACUAUGACUGGCAGUCGAUGAAGAAGAUUCGCAGGGGCGAUGACUCUGAAAUCAUCCGCCGCGCCAGCGUGGACACAGAGAUCCAACGCGAGAUUGCGGCGAGGACAGCCGAACAGGAAGCCGCCGAACAGACCAAGCUCAACAAGGCGGCCAUCAUCUCGCGCAGCUUGACCGGCUUCAUGACCAUUGCCAUGUUGGUGUUGUGGCCCAUGCCCAUGUACGGGACCGGGUACAUCUUCUCCAAGAAGUUCUUUACUGGCUGGGUCGUGGUCGGCAUCCUCUGGCUCUUCUGCAGCUCGUUCUGCGUCGGCCUAUUCCCUCUCUGGCAAGGCCGCAAGACCAUGGCGCACACGGUCAAGUCCAUCUUCCUGGACAUCGCGGGAAAGAGAGGACCGGCGUUGCACGGACGCCCUGCCGAGGUCGAAGGCGACGAGUCGAGUGGACAACAGACACCGGAUGGUGAAGAGAAAGUCGUCAUGAAGGGCGAGUAA
Messenger RNA from Fonsecaea erecta, 2064 nucleotides. RefSeq lists its product as hypothetical. NCBI's taxonomy places the organism in Eukaryota, Fungi, Ascomycota, Eurotiomycetes, Chaetothyriales, Herpotrichiellaceae. Gene Ontology annotation, molecular function: putrescine transmembrane transporter activity; urea transmembrane transporter activity; spermidine transmembrane transporter activity. The record is from RefSeq and is a predicted model, not a curated record. Gene Ontology annotation, biological process: spermidine transport; urea transmembrane transport; putrescine transport. Gene Ontology annotation, cellular component: plasma membrane. Bases 1 to 2064 code for a protein of 687 amino acids. The transcript is spliced from 6 exons.